Mya arenaria is the source of this 594-nucleotide messenger RNA. RefSeq lists its product as uncharacterized. The transcript is spliced from 4 exons. Lineage: Eukaryota; Metazoa; Mollusca; Bivalvia; Myida; Myidae. Gene Ontology annotation, molecular function: GTPase activity; GTP binding. The record is from RefSeq and is a predicted model, not a curated record. Bases 1 to 429 code for a protein of 142 amino acids.
AUGGCACUACCACUAUACUGCCAUUCCACAUGUGAGAAAGGCAAUGUCACCACAAGCGGUGCAACUCUAUUUACAGUCAUUGUUUCGUUUCAGAUAAAUCUUGUACCCUUACCGAGGAGACAGUUGAAAAGAUAUGAGUCAUCCUCAUCCGAUUCCCCAGACGACGAGUAUGGGCAGGCAUCAGAAGAAUGUUCUUCGGGUGUUUUAAUCUAUAGACCAAGGCCGUUGCACCAAUACGACAAUUUGCAGGUUUUUCAUCAACCGAUGUGUCUGAUAUUUUCGGAUGAAAACAACAUUCCUCGAUUUGAAAAAAGCGUUGUCGAUGAACUUGCAAUGAUCGAUAUGCCUUUGGUCGUUGCUGGCAUCGCUGGCUUGUAUCGAACAGGAAAGUCCUAUUUGCUUAACCUUAUUGCUGAGGAAAACAGUUAGUGUUAGACUCAUGUCAAACAGCGGACAUACUCUUUGUUAUUUUGCCCAGAGAGAAACAAACGUGUGUAUGUAUGCUCAGUAAUGUAUUGUUUGUAUGAUGCCAUACUUAAGGAUAAAAUAUUUCAUACAAUAUUCACUCGAUAAUUUUAUAAGAAUUAUACUUUC